Trichechus manatus latirostris (Florida manatee) is the source of this 3564-nucleotide messenger RNA. RefSeq names its product synapse defective Rho GTPase homolog 2 (gene SYDE2). The transcript is spliced from 7 exons. Gene Ontology annotation, biological process: regulation of Ras protein signal transduction; signal transduction; cell migration. Gene Ontology annotation, molecular function: GTPase activator activity. The record is from RefSeq and is a predicted model, not a curated record. Gene Ontology annotation, cellular component: synaptic membrane. Bases 1 to 3564 code for a protein of 1187 amino acids. NCBI's taxonomy places the organism in Eukaryota, Metazoa, Chordata, Mammalia, Sirenia, Trichechidae.
AUGCACGACCUGCCCCCUGACUCGGGCGCGCGGCAGGGCAGCUGGGGCUUGGCAGAUCGCUGCUGCCCUUCGGGAGCCUGGGCUUCGGGCCAGCCGCCUUCCCCCAGCGGCGCUGCGGACCGCCGAGACUGGGAGCGGGGAGGCGGCGACCGCUCUCGGCAGCAGGUGUCCCCGCCCCGGUCGCCUCCGAGGGAGUCGGGGGGAGGCCGCCUGCGGACUCCUCGGAUGCAGCUGUCCUGCAGCAGAAGCCUCGAGAGCCUCCCGGUGGAUGUCAAGCGGCCUCCCUUCCAGCGGUGGCCGAGCGACAGCUGGAUCAGGUGCGGGACACGCGGGGACCGGGACGCUCCCCCGCCACGUGGAGGUGGAAUGGACGGCUGGAACCGCGGUAGCUCCCCGGCCGCGGCCCCAGCCGGCUUCCUGCUUCCCCAGUCCAAGGACCCCGGUCGCUCCUCGCGGAGCACUUUCAGGGAUCCUGCGGGGUCCUCUGUGAUACGUAGCGGCAAAGGAGACGUCCAGGAGGGGCCCCCCUUCCUCAAGCCGCCCGCGGUGACAGUCAGAAAGCUGCAGAAGUGGAUGUACAAAGGACGCCUUCUGUCCCUGGGAAUGAAAGGUCGCGCCCAUGGGACACCCCCCAAAGUCACCGGAGCGCAGACAGCCUCCCCAAAUCUGGGCACUUUGAAACUUCAUGAAAGCCAAGCCCUCGCGGUGCCUACAGACCAAAGAAUUACCCUGACAGAUUUAUUUGAAAAUGUCUACGAGUCUUCCAUGAAGAGAAGAGAACUUGAAGAACUGAAGGAUAAUAUUGAAUUCAGAGGUCAUAAGCCACUUAACAGCAUCACUGUUUCAAAGAAACGUAAUUGGCUGUAUCAGAGUACUCUGAGAUCUCUUAAUCUGGAGGAAGAAAAUAAAAAAUACCAAGAUAAAAGUAAUUUGCCCAUCUCACCCAUGUCUCUGACUAAACGUCAGCUAUCACAAGCAUUCCCCAGAUCAUCUGAAGACUUUUGUACAUAUGUGGUGUGUAAUGCUACAAACUCUUCAUUCUCCAGAAACUCGUCUUUGGACUUUAAUGAGGAAAAUGAUGCAGAUGAUGAAGGAGAAAUAUGGUACAACCCCAUUCCUGAGGAUGAUGACUUUGCCUCUAGUUUUGGUGAGGCAAACCCUGCUGUUUUAAAGCUUCCUGCUCUCAGUUUGAGAGUAUUGGCUGGUAGUGACCUGACCAAAGCAGAGCAGCACGCUGAAGACUUGCUGUGCUCUUCUGAACACACAGGUGAUGUUCAGCCCACACAGUCAAAUGAAAUGAAUCCCGUAGAUUCCAGACAUUCCCCAGAAUUUGUGCAGCAGUAUAAGCAAAGGCUUGGACACAAGACACAAGAAGGUAUGAUGGUGGAGGACAGUCCCAUGUUGAAAUCUCCCCUUGGAGGUCCUGGGAUCCUAGCUGCUACAAAUAGGACUGAAUUGGGCGUUAUAGAGCCAUGUUCUCCAAGUCCUAGCCCCGUGAAAAAAGGCAGUUCAAUUAAUUGGUCUUUCCCGGAUAAAAUAAAAUCUCCACGAACUGUGAGGAAACUUUCCAUGAAAAUGAAAAAGUUGCCAGAACUUAGCCGAAAGCUGAGCGUUAAAGGAACCUUGAACUAUAUACACAGUCCAGAUAAUACUCCUUCUUUGUCUAAAUGUCACUAUCAAGAAAUUCAUCAUACUGUCAUCCUGCCUUCUGGGAACACAACCACAGCUGCUAAGAGGAAUGUUAUAAGCCGGUACCAUCUUGACACCAGUGUAUCUUCUCAACACAGCUAUCAGAAGAAACCCUCUAUGAAUUCUAAGUAUUCCUGCAAAGGUGGUUACCUCAGUGAUGGAGAUUCACCCGAACUCAUAACUAAAUCUAGCAAACAUGGAUCUGAAAACAAAUUUGGAAAAGGAAAAGAAAUAAUUCCAAAUAGUUGUAGCAAAAAUGAAAUAGACAUUGAUGCUUUUAGACAUUAUAGCUUUUCUGAUCAACCUAAGUGUUCACAGUACAUAUCUGGACUCAUGAGUGUCCAUUUCUAUGGAGCCGAGGAUUUAAAGCCACCCCGGAUAGACUCAAAAGAUGUCUUUUGUGCAAUUCAGGUAGACUCAGUAAACAAAGCAAGAACAGCUUUGCUCACAUGUCGGACAACCUUUUUAGACAUGGAUCACACUUUCAACAUAGAAAUUGAAAAUGCACAGCAUUUGAAAUUAGUAGUAUUCAGUUGGGAACCUACUCCAAGGAAAAAUCGAGUGUGUUGUCAUGGGACUGUUGUUCUCCCUACCUUAUUCAGAGUGACAAAGACACAUCAGUUGGCUGUCAAACUUGAACCUAGAGGUCUUAUAUAUGUGAAAGUGACCCUUAUGGAACAGUGGGAGAAUUCUCUUCAUGGACUGGAUACAAAUCGUGAACCAGUAAUAUUUGGGGUUGAUAUUCGAAAAGUUGUAGAGAAAGAAAAUGUAGGAUCGAUGGUGCCACUCCUGAUACAGAAAUGUAUUAUGGAAAUUGAAAAGAGAGGCUGUCAGGUAGUAGGCCUGUAUCGAUUAUGUGGUUCGGCAGCAGUCAAGAAAGAACUUCGAGAGGCUUUUGAGAGGGAUAGCAAAGCAGUUGGUCUGUGUGAAAACCAGUACCCAGAUAUAAAUGUAAUAACAGGUGUUCUUAAGGAUUAUUUAAGAGAACUUCCUUCUCCUCUGAUAACAAAGCAACUUUAUGAGGCCGUAUUAGCUGUAAUAGCAAAAAAUCCUUUGAAAAUGUCGUUAAAUGGUUGUGAGAAUAAUACAAGUGACUCCAAGUAUGCUGUUGACCUGCUGGAUUGUCUGCCUGAUGUUGAGAAGGCGACCCUAAAGAUGUUGUUGGAUCAUUUGAAAUUGGUGGCUUCUUAUCAUGAAGUGAAUAAGAUGACCUGCCAGAAUUUGGCUGUGUGCUUUGGACCAGUAUUAUUAAGUCAGAGGCAAGAGACUUCCACCUGUAACAACAGAGUCUUUACUGACUCAGAAGAACUUGCAAGUGCUCUGGAUUUUAAAAAACAUAUUGAAGUUCUUCAUUACCUACUCCAACUCUGGCCAGUGCAACGUUUAACUGUCAAAGAAUCGACAGACAGUUUGUCCCUAGAGCAGCAAUUUUCUCUGAAUUAUUUGAGGCGGAAGAAAGAACGGCCUUGCAUGUUAAAUUUAUGUGGUACUGAGACAUCAGGAGUACUUAGGCCAAGGCAAGCCAGGUUAGACAGCCCACUUAGCAAUCGUUAUGCAGGAGACUGGAGCAGCUGCGGAGAAAGCUACUUUUUAAAUACAAAAGAAAAUUUAAAUGAUGUGGAUUAUGAUGAUGUCCCUUCAGAAGAUAGAGAAAAUGGAGAAGAUUAUGGCAAAAUAGAUGGACCAGAUAUAAUGAUUGAACAGCCAAACCCCGUAUCCAAAGAGUGCACAUUCCAGACAUAUUUUACAAUGCAGACAAUCGAGUCUACAGCGGAUCAAAAAGCCAAUCUUAAAGAUCUACAAGAAAGUAUUGAUACUUUGAUUGGAAAUCUGGAGCGUGAGCUCAACAAAAGCAAACUUAAUAUGAGUGUUUGA